Daucus carota subsp. sativus is the source of this 1947-nucleotide messenger RNA. RefSeq names its product transcriptional regulator STERILE APETALA. Bases 132 to 1457 code for a protein of 441 amino acids. The record is from RefSeq and is a predicted model, not a curated record. The transcript is spliced from 3 exons. Gene Ontology annotation, molecular function: protein binding. NCBI's taxonomy places the organism in Eukaryota, Viridiplantae, Streptophyta, Magnoliopsida, Apiales, Apiaceae.
CUACUAAUUUCCUCCUCAAAAUACCUUAUACUCUCUCUCUCUCUCUCUCUCUCGGUGGCCCCCUCUCUCUCCUCUAAAUCUCUCCCGCCUAUAUAACACACAUUCACAACUCACCACCCUCUGUUGCAAAAAUGUCAUCACCCUCUUCCUCUCCCGGAGAUGGUGGUGCUCGAGGCGGCGACUACGACGCUCCCUCCUCCUCCCGUCAGCGUCGCUCCGGCAACGGGGUCUGGCCGGAGCCGUUCGUGGAGGCUCUCGCCACUCAUGUCGCCAUUGAGGCUUCUCAGUCUGAAGGCCGCCUUGUGGCGGCCCAAGUUCUCUUCAAUCUCUUCCAGGUAUGUUCUACUUGGCGAGCAGUGUCAAACUCUGAUCUCUUGUGGCAGAACCUCACCCGCCGAAUCUGGCACUGUAACAAUCUCCGCCAUAAUACAUGGUAUGAGGAAUAUGUACACCACCAUCGCCUAGCCCGUAACUUCCGUGUUGGAAGAUAUUUAUAUAACCCACUACACUUGAGCCCAGCAGAUGAAAAUAACAACAAUGAGAACUUAGUCUGUCGUCGCCUCACCAUAUCUGAUUACUAUCUUGCAGCUGGCUUUUCUGAUGGCACUGUUCGCUUAUUCCACCUCCCCAACAUGCUCUAUUUAUCCACUUUCCGUCCCCAAAACCGUAAUCGCCUAGGACACUUCUCACCUGCCGUGUCUGGAAUUAUUCUAUCUGAAUCCCGACUUGUAUUUGCUUCCCUCGAUGGUGACAUCCAUGUGGCAAUGACUGACAAUGCUAUACCACCUCGUAGAGCCCAUUUGGGGGAUGUAGUUAAUGAUGGAGCUUUAGUCGACUUUAAUGGAUGUAGCCAGUGGUGGGUUGGUCUCUACGCAGGAGUUCCUGGGCGUGCUUUUCAUGUGUGGAAUGGAGUGACAGAAGAGCUAGUUUUUAUUGGUGGGACAUUGACAGACCAUGAAGCUGUAAGGGGUUGGCAUCUACUGACAGAGUUGACUGAGCUCAUAGGCCGAGUAAGAUUAACAAGUCGUGAAUUGGCCGUGGCAUGUACCAGCCUCAGAUUUAUUGUGUUCGACUUAAGGGAUCAAGUUAUCGUAUUGGGAGAAGAAGAAUUUCCCAGAAGGCUGAUGGUGGGCGCUUUUGAUGCCAGGCAUGAAGAGUUUGUCAUAGUGGACCGACGUGGAUCAGCUAGCGUGAGGCGGGUGGGUACUUUGGAGGAGGUCUGCAGAUUUGAUGUACGUGGAGCUUCACAAAGGGGUGUUUUGGGGUGCACAAACGGUGGAUAUGCAUUAAUGUGUGUAGGAGGACUUAUUCGAGCAUGGGAGAUUGAGCAUGGAGAGCAUUUGUAUAGUUUGGUAGAGAGAAUAGGAGAAGCGACUGCUCUGGUUGCAGACGAAAGAUACCUGGUAGCUUGUUCGUCUGAUAACACAAUUCACUUGUGGGACUUUGGAGUGCAAUAGGUAGUAACCAUAGGUUAGUAUGUAGCAUGCAUGUACAAGUUAGUAUCUUGUAAGCAGUAAGCUCAUCGGUUUAACAUUGGCGGGGGUAAGUAAUUGACAGGACCGGAUUCAUAGACUAUCUAGCGGUGGCCUCAGAUACACUUUCACUUUCACAGGUAGAUUGACAAUUUAACUGGAAGCACAUUGGUUUGGGGGUAAGGUUGCUGAUCUUAGAUUUGCAUAUGUUGCUUAGUUCUCGGAAAAUAAGACACAUUAUAGGGUGAGGGGACCUCGGAAGGUUGAUUGGAGUUGUGUUCCGGGACCAAGGCAAAAGCUUAACUUUGAUGACUACUCAUAAGACAUCUGUAGUUGCCUUUUCAUGUUAAAACUGUUGUUAGUUAAGUGAGGUAGAAGAAGAAAGGCCUUUGUAUCAUUGUACUUGAACUGUGGUCCGCAUCUAUCUUGUUCGCUUUUAUCAAUAUAUGCAAUUGGUGUCCUGCAUUUUUUGUUA